ACCCGCCCCACAUGUCCAACGAUCGAAACCGAAACAUCAUGGCCAACUAGUUCCCUGCAUGCAUUGCGUGGACAUGCAUACGCAUAAAUGACAACUAAAUGCGACUAACUCUGGGAAAUAAAACAAAGUGAGUUAUUUAAUAUAGUAUGCCGAUGUAGUGUAAUGUUUUAAAUAUCCGCAGAUACAGUCUCCAAUUUGGAUGGUUUGAAUGGCUUAGGAUGGCUAGAUGGCUGGAUGCUAGCAAAAACGAAACAACACAGUGCGUUGCUGUUACCUACCGUUGCUCCACCGGCUACACUCCACCGUUGGUGCUGUCAGGUGCUUUUGUGAGGCGGCAUCGGCUGUAUCGGCGGGAUUUCUUCCGAUGUUCGUCGCGGUUUGAGAAUGAGCGAAAUCAGCAGCGUCCCCGUGGUCGACGUAACCGAAGAGAACGUGGCCAGCAUCUGGCCAUCCCUUAUCCUUGCCGUGAAGACGUCUCUCUACGUCGCUAUCGACUUGGAGCUGAGUGGGAUUGGGGGCAGAAAAGAAAUAAAUGCCAAGUCGGUGGAGGACCGCUACAGCGCAGUAUCUCGGGUGGCGGACACCAGAGCCAUAAUUUCCAUCGGACUGUCGUGUUUUCGGCACGAUUCCAGGUCUUCGGUCACCGGGUCCCUCAAAUUCACGGUGCAGACGUUCAAUAUUCUAGUCCUCUGCAAAGAAAACUAUAUCGUCGAGCCGUCAUCUCUUCAGUUCCUCAUUAGCCAUGGUUUCGACUUCAACAGGCAGUACUCUCUUGGAGUGCCCUAUUACCGGGGAAAUGACCGGCCGAAUGAGGCGAACGAGGAUGGCGGCGUCUCACUGCGGACGCUGUUCCUCCAGCUGCUGCUGUGGCGCAAGCCCAUCGUGCUGCACAAUGGGCUGCUGGACCUGGCCUUCCUCUACCAUAGCUUCUACCUGGCACUGCCUGCAAAGCUGCCCAGCUUCCUGGCCGACCUGACCGAGAUGUUUCCCAGUGGCGUGUACGACACCAAGUACAUCUCGGAGACCAGGGCUGCCCUGCAGGCGUCCUACCUCGAAUAUGUCUUCAGGAAAAGGCAGCGCGACAAUGCAUCAAGGGAAGCAGAGGGCAAGUCCUUUGUGAGCAUCCAGUUCCUCCAGUACAACAAGGAGCAUUCGGUCGAUCAUGGAAACUGUGCCCUGAGGACGGAACGCUUGGACGUCCAGCUCGAGAUCUGCAAGAACUUUGCCCGCUUUGGAUGGUGCGCCAAGGGGGACCAGUGCCGUGGCUCCCACAGCGUCGACGAUGUCUUGGAUGCGGAGAACGCCAAACGCCGCAAACGCAAGCGUGGCAAGAAGAAUGGUGCGACGAUCAGUAGCAAUGCCUCUUCCGAUUCUGAAGCAUCCACAAAGGAAACCCCGUGCGACGUCACAACGGUCGAUGAAAACGGUGCCGCGGUCACAUCGGCGGAUCGCAGAUACACAACGGGACUACACAGGGCGGGCUACGACGCCUUCAUGACUGGAUACGCAUUUGCAACGUUUCUGCUGGAAUAUGCCAAGUGUCGUCCAGGACCCUCCGGUGGUCUCGACGCGGACGAUGCGGGGUUGGAGGGUCUGGUAAACAGGGUGUACCUGACUGGGAAAACGGACCCGCUUCAGAUCAGGGUUGGCAACUUUGCAAGGCACAGUGCUAAGCACGUCGAGAAAUAUAAUGCUCUCUUUGGGAACAAGUGAGAAGGACAAUAGUGUGUUGUAAAUAAAAGGCUGUUGCGUUAUGCUUGUA
Ixodes scapularis (black-legged tick) is the source of this 1762-nucleotide messenger RNA. Its product is annotated as target of EGR1 protein 1. Bases 385 to 1713 code for a protein of 442 amino acids. The transcript has 7 exons. Gene Ontology annotation, cellular component: cytoplasm; Cajal body. Gene Ontology annotation, molecular function: 3'-5'-RNA exonuclease activity; metal ion binding; snRNA binding. NCBI's taxonomy places the organism in Eukaryota, Metazoa, Arthropoda, Arachnida, Ixodida, Ixodidae. Gene Ontology annotation, biological process: snRNA 3'-end processing. The record is from RefSeq and is a predicted model, not a curated record.